Caenorhabditis elegans is the source of this 521-nucleotide messenger RNA. It is a transcript of the gene ZC412.10, whose product is annotated as DUF19 domain-containing protein. The record is from RefSeq and is marked reviewed. Bases 90 to 410 code for a protein of 106 amino acids. NCBI's taxonomy places the organism in Eukaryota, Metazoa, Nematoda, Chromadorea, Rhabditida, Rhabditidae. The transcript is spliced from 4 exons.
AUUCCUUAGUUAUGUAAUAAUAAACUACUCGUCUUCGCCUCCUGGUUCUGCCUCGAAUACAUAACAAUAACUUUUUGUUUCCCGAAAAUAUGAACACACUCCUCACCUUCAUAGUCUUUUUGGCACUAUUUUUGAUGGCUUACUCUAUGCCGAACCCUCCUUCUUUCCCUAUCAAAGAAAUUUGUGCGGCUUACGGUGAAAAGUGUGUGAAUAAGUUUAACCGAAGGGAUUGUCCAGAAAGGACAAUUGAAUGCGAAAGAUAUGCGAAUCAAGGAAUAAGAACAACUUGGUCUUUCUGCAUGUUCUCAAACAACUACGAUCUCUCCGCAUGUCAUGAACGUAUUCAAGUCGACUUCCAAAUUAUUCAAUCAUGGAUCAGCAAAGAUCAAUUCAAAUAUCUUCCAGAAUAAGAAGACACAAUUCUGAUUCAUGACCAUUCAUUGUUAACAAAGAUCAACGGGGUGAACGUGAUGUAAUGUCUUGUGGCAGAUAGAUGUAAUAAAGUGUUCACAACUAGAAAU